AUGCCAGUUCAACAAAGAGACCUUUUUUCAGAUAUUAACAACAUCAUUAGUGCCGGUGUUGGUGUCGCCAAUACAGUUGCUUCAGUUGGUGAAAACGUUUUUGUCACUUUGACUUCGGAUGCUGCUGGCAAUUGGCAUAAGGCCACCUCCGGUGUGGUCGUGGAGUUCAAUACUCUUACUUCCAAAGGUGCACAGGAAUUCCAUGUGGUGACAAGUUUAGCUGACGGAAAAUUCUCAACAGUCACCAAAGGUGUGGUGUCAAAUUGGGGCGAAUUUACUAGUGAGAUUGAAUCCAAAAAAGAUUCCUUAACAGCUGCUGCUGCCGCUGCCAGUGAAAGUGCCGCUUCCACAACAGGAACAGAAACCGCCAGUACCGAUUCAGCUUCUGGUUCAGCUUCUGGUUCCGGUUCAGCUUCAGCUGCAUCUAAUGGUUCUUCCUCAACUACUGCAGCUUCCUCCUCAACCCGUUCAGGAAGUGAUUCUUCUUCUUCUACUGCUACUUCAAGUAGAAGCUCCUCAUCAUCUAGUUCAACCGCAAGUGGUAAUGCUGCACCAGCAGUUUACCAACCAGGUAGCUGGAAGAAAUCUGCAGUUGUUGGCGGUUUGAUUGGUUUGUCGUUUAUUUUGAGCUUAGCUUGA
Candida albicans SC5314 is the source of this 639-nucleotide messenger RNA. RefSeq lists its product as uncharacterized. The coding region runs from base 1 to 639 and encodes 212 amino acids. The record is from RefSeq and is a predicted model, not a curated record. The transcript has a single exon. NCBI's taxonomy places the organism in Eukaryota, Fungi, Ascomycota, Pichiomycetes, Serinales, Debaryomycetaceae.